AUGACGGAAAGAGCCAGCAAAGUAAGACCGAGAGGAAGUUUGUCAUUGUCUAAGAGUAAGAAGAAAGGCAAUGUCAAAGCUGGGAUUUAUGCCAGUCCUGCCACCGCCACACCUCCCAUCAGCUCCUUCUUCAGCAGCCAGCCCCCCCCUAGGCUGGCCUGCCCCCUGUGUGGCCAGCUGGUACCAAGAUUCAAGAUCAAUGAGCACAUUGAUUUGCAAUGUCAGAACUUUGAGAGAGGAGACAGCAAUGCAGCCUCAGCAAGUAAUACUGUCAUGCCAAGCAAGCAGCUGUCCCCCAUACGGAAUCCCCCAAAGUCCCUAAAGCUGGAUCCAAAGAAUGAAGAAGAAAUCAAAGGCACCAAGACCAGCCCUAAUUUCAAGAAGAAUGAUUCUCAGCAGGCACCACUGGAAUUGAGAAGUAAAAGUGUGGUGAGGACCAUUGACCUGGGAAGUCUCUCCUCCAAGUUAUCUAUGAAAAGACAUAAGUCACCUAAGAGGACAAAGACAGGAGAUAAACGGGCACCAAUGGAUCCUGAAAAGGCGAUAUGUUCAUCUCCUGGGACCCUCAGCAGCUCACAGAAAGAAAAUAUUCAGACUUUAGAAGCCGAACCAGAUGGUGUGACAGUCAUUGACCUCACAGACACUAGUAAUGACUCUCCAACAGCAGUGGAAGAUAUUUCAUGUUCAGACAAAGGACGUAAUCCUGAACGCAAAGCUCCUAAAUCAGAGAAAGUGGUUACUCUAAAGCAGCUCUCUUCUUCCUCUAAAGAGUCUAAACUAUCAAAGAGAAAAAAGGGAACACCUUCCACUGGCAGCGCGUCAGGACUAAGAAAGAAAGCAAAAUAUGAGGGGAGCAGCGUUGAGCCAGAGGAGGUGUUUUCUAGUGACAUUAAAGCAGCGAUGGCUGAUACAGACCAGACUAAAACUGAGGGACCUUCUACCACUACUUGUGACCCCCUUCUGACUUCAGAGGAAACGAAUGAUGCAGCGAUCAAAAGUGACACACAGUCAGAGUCUAUUACUGAGAGCAUCCCGAGUGACCAGGCUGUGGAUCCCCUACGGCUUCCCUACUACCUCCGUAACUUCCUGACCGUACUACAGGCUGUGCUGGAGAAUGAGGACGACAGGUCAUUGUUCAAUCAGGAUGACAUGUCACUCAUCCAUGCAUUCAAGAAACUCUCAGCCAUGGGGCAGAAGCUGUAUGUGAGACUCUUUCAGAGGAAACUGAAGUGGCUCCAAGUGAAUAAACUGCAUUAUGAAGAGAUAUGCAGUGAUCUGGGACCUGUGGCUCAGGAGCUGGUUCAAGCUGGUUUUCUACAGUCAGAGCGUGACCUUCAGGACUUGGGGGAGACUCUGGAUCUCCUGCCCGCUCCUGAUCUCAAAUCUCUGGCUAAGACUUUCCAUCUGGGCAAUUCUGGGACUCAGAAACAGCAGCUGGUGGACGGACUUCUCCGUUUGAGCCGGCAAAAGUCCCUCUUCUCUUUGUCCGCUGCUCAGAACAACAUUGGGGCUGUCAUCCUCAAAAGGGCAAAGCAGCUUGCAAGUUCCUGUGUGCGCCUGUGUCGCGGUGCUCGGGCCGUCUUCUCUCGGAUCCUUCUCCUCUUCUCUUUGACGGACACCCUGGAGGACGAGGAGACGGCGGCUGGUGGGCAGAGCCAGCUGUUCACCAUCCUGCUGGUUAACUCCGGACGCCUGGCCUUCCCAGACUACACCGUGCAGCGUUCAGCCAAGGUGUUCCAGGACAGAGAGGAUCUCAUCAGAUACGAAGCAUCCAUGCGGACCCUGCAGGAGGUGGUGUCAGCCAUGCAGGGGGGUCAAUGGGAGGAGGCCAUGGAGCUCUAUACUGCGGCUAAAAGCGUCUGGAAGGAGCUGAGGACAAACCAUGACCUCAGUCACAAGGAGGAGCUGCCUGUGUUCCUGCGCAGCUUCACUACAGGAUGGGCUUACACUCGGGUCUUAACCAGAGGGGUGGAGAUCUCGCAAAGGCUACGUUGCUAUGAGGAAGCAGUAGAGGAGCUGCAGUCCUUACUGUCGCAAUCUGUUUACUGUCCUGACAGCCGAGGCCGAUGGUGGGACAGACUGGCACUCAACCUUCACCAGCACCUUAAAAAACCUGAGCAAGCUAUCUGUGCUAUCAGAGAUGGGAUGUCAGACCCUCUGGUGCGUACUGGACACAAACUGUCUCUCCAUCAGAGAGCUGUCAGGAUGAAAGAGUCUGCCAGCCUGAAGAAGCUUCGCCUGCAAAUGAACGACAUGCCCACUAUCCAAGUUGAAGAUGUCACUCAUGUGACCAUCCGGGGACAGCUGUUCCCCCACGAGGGGGGCAUGGGGAAAUCUAGGUUUCUUUUACCAGCAAUUGGAGAUGGGGGCGAGAGUGCUGAUGCCACUAUUAUAUGCUCUGUGGAAGACCUGUCAUUAGCACAUUACCAUCAACAAGGCUUUGACCAAGGGAUCCAUGGCGAGGGCUCUACAUUCUCAACAUUGUUUGGCCUUCUGCUAUGGGACAUCAUUUUUAUGGAGGGUAUUCCAGAUGUUUUUAGGAAUCUAUACCAGACAUGUCCGCUGGACCUUUACACUGACUGUUUCUAUGAGAACAGAAAAGAGGCGAUAGAUUGUCGUGUGCAGUUACUCAGCGAGGCUUCUGUGGAGACUCUGCAUGACAUGUUGGCAGAGGUGUGGACCUCCCAUGAGGGUAAAGUGUGUUCACUGGUCAACUGGGAGCGCUUCUCAUCCCUGCAACAGGCACAGUCCCUUGUGUCAUGCAUGAGAGGAGCCUUCUUAGGAGGGGUAAUAAAACGAAUGUCAAAGGACUACAGACACUGCCGUGGAGGUUUGCCUGAUCUAGUGGUGUGGAACACCUCAAACAACACCUACAAGCUGGUGGAGGUGAAGGGACCAAGUGACCGGCUGUCCCAGAAGCAGCAGAUCUGGCUGGAUGAGCUUCAGAAGCUGGGGGCAGAUGUGGAGGUGUGUCACGUGACGGCGACAGGAGCCAGAGGAGCUCGUCUGGAAUAAACAGACACAGAGAAACUGACUGAAAAGCUGCUAAUUAAUCAGAUUGUGGUCAAAAUGGAAACAUCAGCAGACAAGACUCUGGGAGAAAAUAUCUGGGUACUUUUUCUGAUUCAUGAUCAUCUAGAACCAA
Molecule: messenger RNA, 3145 nt
Organism: Gymnodraco acuticeps
Lineage: Eukaryota; Metazoa; Chordata; Actinopteri; Perciformes; Bathydraconidae
Gene: fan1
Product: FANCD2 and FANCI associated nuclease 1
Exons: 13
Coding region: 1-3015 (1004 amino acids)
Biological process (GO): interstrand cross-link repair
Cellular component (GO): nucleus
Molecular function (GO): flap-structured DNA binding; 5'-3' exonuclease activity; 5'-flap endonuclease activity
Source: RefSeq, a predicted model, not a curated record